This is a messenger RNA of Nothobranchius furzeri (turquoise killifish), 2302 nucleotides long. It is a transcript of the gene slc48a1a, whose product is annotated as solute carrier family 48 member 1a. NCBI's taxonomy places the organism in Eukaryota, Metazoa, Chordata, Actinopteri, Cyprinodontiformes, Nothobranchiidae. Gene Ontology annotation, cellular component: lysosomal membrane; plasma membrane. The record is from RefSeq and is a predicted model, not a curated record. Gene Ontology annotation, molecular function: heme binding; heme transmembrane transporter activity. Gene Ontology annotation, biological process: heme transport.
CUAUCUUUACGGCGUUUUGCUAUCUAAACAGCUAAAUGGCUUUUUAGCUGCUGCUUGUUUGCUACAAAGUAAAAAUAGUGUUUUGAGGUCGGAAGGCGCACAAAUGGACUGGAUUUAGCGGAUUGUUGUACAGUGUGUGGCGUCGUUUGAUGUUAGCCGACGAAAAUUAGAUCCUUUUGUUUUCCUGUUUGUGAGGAUAUUACAUAAUGUGGCGGUAAGCUGCCAAUGUAGGUUAUUACGUCUGUCUUUUUAAACAAAACCACAUUUUUAUUUCUUACGAGGGCGCAAAGCUUUUGCUAGCACUGGUCCUGUUGAACAAUGGGUAAAAACAAGGUGUAUGUUAGCAUAGGCUAUGCUACCUUCGGCACGCUGGUGGGACUGUCGGCGUUAUUGGUUUGGAACAUCGCGUAUCAACAGCCGGCCACGGCGGCCAUGGGAGGCCUGUCAGGAGUUUUGGCGUUCUGGUCCCUGGUCACACACGUCAUGUACCUACAGGACUACUGGCGCACCUGGCUCAAGGGCCUCAAGUUCUUCAUCGGCAUUGGAGUCUUCUUCUCAGUUUUGGCUGUGAUUGCCUUCAUAACCUUCCUGUGUCUGGCCAUCACACAACACCAGUCUCUCACCGACCCUCAGAGCCUCUACCUGUCUUGCGUGUGGAGCUUCCUGACCCUCAAGUGGGCUUUCCUUCUGGCCUUGUACUCGCACAGAUACCGCCAGGAGUUUGCCGACAUCAGCAUCCUCAGUGACUUUUAGUGAGUAGGAGUUUGUCGACUCUGAUGAACUUUGAGGGAUUUUGGGACGUCGGCAUGAGCUAGUCGUUAAGCUUCGCAACAAAGACGGAUUGAAAACCCCAGAUGUGGUUAAACUAAGAAGUCACCUGACUUCACCACGUGGAGUUGCACUUGCUUGACAAGCCUUUUCCCCGUCUUGUAACCCGUUCUCCCACUUCACUCCCUGUUACCUGUGAAUACCUAAAGAGACUAGAACUGCACUAGGAAGCCACAGGGUUUUAUUUUUAGAUGCUUUGGUUGUCAAAGGAAUUCACUACUAAAACAGGGUUGUAACAUCGUCAUUUGUAGCUCAAAGUCUGAACCAAAACAGAACUGUUCUACCUGACAUCUGAAAACAGCAGAUGGGCUGCGUUUACUGUUGUGCUUGCUUGCAUCUAAAUAAAUUCACAAAACGUUCUUUUAAUUUGCAGAUGGUUUUGUUGCAGCUCUCAUCAUCCAGGGAAGUCACAAACACAAAGCAGAUGUUGGCCGUUCCUCUGAAAUUCUUCUGCUUUUUAGUCCAGAAGAGUCUCAUGAAGUAUAAUUUGUCCCAUUUGCAAUAAAAAUAUUUCUCCUUUCUCUAUUUUAGCUAUUUUUGAGUUUGUAUUGUUGUGUGGAGGCAUGCUACAACAAGUCCAGUUUCAACGAAUUAAAACCAAAAAAGCCGUCUGGAAUCACGUUCUACGAAUUCUUUAGGUCACGUGUUUGUGAUCAGACGGGUCCUGUUAUCCUUCCCGACCAAAAACGGCUCCCCUCCUCACGCUGUUGGGAUGAAACACACACACACACACACACACACACACACACACACACACACACACACACACACACACACACACACACACACACACACACACACACACACACACACACACACACACACACACACACACACACACACACACACACACACACACACACACACACACACACACACACACACACACACACACACUGUUCCCAGCUUUUAGAUGGGUUUCUGGUUUUGUGGAGUCAUUAAGUAACGAGCAUCAUGAACAACUUUAACUGGCAUCUGUUGAUGUAUUUUAAUCUUUUAUUUUGGGUCAAAUUUAAAGCCCAGGCUGUAUUAUGUAAAGCUUUCUUGUCAUGUAAAAUGAUUCUUAAUACUUUUUGUAAGGAAUGUUUACUUGUUUACCGUGUUUGAAGAAAAGAUGCUCAUAGAAAAUUCGCUGUUUUUAUUUUGUUCCAUUAGGCGGAGAUGGCAGAGUUAUUCUGACAUUCCUGUUUUAGAGAAAACACACCAAUGCAUUAAGAAGAAAAUGCACUUUAGUCUUUGACUUUGAUGCCAUUGUUUUGCACAGUGUUACAGACACCGUUUAACAUGUCUGAAUCUCGUCUUGAAUCACUAAUUCAGUUUCAACUUGAACCGGCCUCUGUAGUUUGUUGUUCCAGCUGUAGCUUCUGUCCACUUUUUACCGUGAAACGUGGAAAUAGCUUUUUGUCAGCGAGAGAAUGAAUGUGUGGAUAAUACGUGUAGAAGUGGUUCCCAAUAAACUUGCUUUUAUCUGUGA